AUGGACAAAAAACAAGUCCAAAGGACCAUUAACUAUACCCGAUCUUUGCAAGAUUCGCAACCGCCACCUGCUCCAGAUAUUCCUCUACUUAUAAGGCGACAACAACCGAGUGUAGCCAAUCUUGCUUUAUCUCAAACCUCUAUGCGAAGUCAGCAACAGGCGUCUGCUGCCCUCGCUCUACCUCCACACCUUCCACAGCAACAGCAGCCGGUUAUCCCUGAACUUGAAUGUUCUCAAUAUCAAGAACAAAAAUAUGAUAUCAAUCAGGGAAUUCGUUCGGAGCUGUUUGGACCUGCGCAAAAACUAUUCGCUUCAAAAGGGAUCCAUCAAAUAAUUAUUGAUGGUGAUACGGAUCAUCCAUUCUGA
Messenger RNA from Acaulospora morrowiae, 366 nucleotides. Lineage: Eukaryota; Fungi; Glomeromycota; Glomeromycetes; Diversisporales; Acaulosporaceae. The record is from the annotation of a GenBank genome assembly.